CCCUCGCCCGCCAUGCCCUCGACGCCCAUAUACGACGCCACGCUCGCGCUGCUGCCCGCCUCGCUGCGCGCCGCGCCGCUCGCGCUCUACAGCUGGCAGCCCGGCGCGACGCCGCUCAGCACGGCCACCGGCGCCGCGGCCACCAUCGCCGCCUGGCUGGCGCUCAUCUUUGGCGGGCGCGAGGCGAUGCGCUCGCGCGACGCCUUCUCCAAGAGCCUCAAGUGGCCCUUCUUCGUGCACAACGUGCUCCUCUCGGCAGGCAGCGGCCUGCUGCUGGCGCUCAUGCUCGAGGAGAUCCUGCCCAUCUGGCGGCGCAACGGCUUCUUCUACGCCAUCUGCGGCGAGGGUGCUUGGACGUCGCACCUGGAGACGUUCUACAUUAUCAACUACUACUUCAAGUACUAUGAGCUCGUCGACACCGUCUUCCUGGUGCUGAAGAAGAAGCCGCUUGCGUUCCUGCAUGUGUACCACCACUCGGCCACGGCGCUGCUGUGCUUCUCGCAGCUGCACGGCAAGACGUCCGUGUCGUGGGUGGUCAUCUGCCUCAAUCUCUUCGUGCACCUCAUCAUGUACGCAUACUACGCCCUCACUGCCAUCAAGGUCCGCUGCCCGUGGAAGCGCAUCGUCACGACGACGCAGAUCAUCCAGUUCGUGCUCGACCUCGGCGUCGUCUUCUUCGCCAGCUUCACGCACUUCGCAUACAAGCGCUUCGGCAAGACGCGCUUCACGUGUGGCGACUGCGCGGGCAAGGAGUACGCAGCCAUUGCGGGCUGCGCCGUGCUGAGCUCGUACCUGUUCCUCUUCAUUGCCUUCUACCAGCGCACGUACUCCAAGGCCAAGGCGCAGAAGAGCGCCGCGGCCAAGCGCGAGAAGCAGGCGUCGCUGAAGGCACAGUAAAGGCUGGCCGGCCGCUGCAGCUUCACUGGACCGCCUCAAGCGCGGCCGAGACGUAUGUCUGCCGAGCGCAGCCCGACGCCCGCUUCGUCGCCUCGGCGCGGAGUCUCGGGCUCAGUCAGGCCUAUCUCUAGCCUCCAUGCUGCCGCCAUGCAGGCGCAUCGCUUCUCUCUUUACCGUCUAGCAACCCCACCUAGAUCUGCUCUCCUGUAUUCUGCCCACUUCCUUCUUCUCCUACACACACGCACAUCGCACCUCUCAAAAGCACAAAUCCAGGGAUCAUAGAUUUGCACCGCU
Tilletiopsis washingtonensis is the source of this 1191-nucleotide messenger RNA. Its product is annotated as putative FEN1-fatty acid elongase. Gene Ontology annotation, biological process: sphingolipid biosynthetic process; very long-chain fatty acid biosynthetic process; fatty acid elongation, polyunsaturated fatty acid. The record is from RefSeq and is a predicted model, not a curated record. Gene Ontology annotation, cellular component: endoplasmic reticulum membrane. The coding region runs from base 13 to 897 and encodes 294 amino acids. The transcript is spliced from 10 exons. Lineage: Eukaryota; Fungi; Basidiomycota; Exobasidiomycetes; Entylomatales. Gene Ontology annotation, molecular function: fatty acid elongase activity.